Molecule: messenger RNA, 1005 nt
Organism: Stylonychia lemnae
Lineage: Eukaryota; Ciliophora; Spirotrichea; Sporadotrichida; Oxytrichidae
Source: the annotation of a GenBank genome assembly
AUGAUUACAUCAAAAUCAGUAGCAAGUCUUAAUCUAGAGAAACCCUUAAUUGAGACUAAUAAUCCAAACUAAUAAUCUCUUACUAAUCUCAAUCCGAAAGAACUUGCUGUACGUUAUUGGGUUCUACUUAUUGUUUGCUACUUUAAAUUUGUCGUAUACUACACGAUUGAAUCACCAGCCAGCAUUAAGUAAGAAGUACUUGUGCAUUUUAAGAUAAAUAAUUUGGAAUUUGGAUUAUUUUUCACAGCAACUAGCUUGCUCAAUAUAGUCCUUGCUUUGUUUACAGGCAUUUUUGUAGACGUAGUUGGAAUCAGAACAGCAAACAUGCUUUUUGGAGUUUUAUUUUUUAUCGGCCAAAUUAUAUUCUCAGUCAGUUGUUAUGGAGAGACCAAUUACUAACUUGCUCUUGUUGGAAGAAUUAUAUUGGGGAUUUCUAGAUUCAUAUUAGUUGCACUAUGCUUUGUUUUCAAUCACAUAGACAAAAAAUAUGAAAGGUAAUUCAAUGAUAGCAGUGUGCUUUAAGAUAAUGAAACCAUUCAAAUCAAUCGAUCAUAAAAUUCAGAGGUUUAGGAAAAACCCACUAUAUCAAUGAGGUUGUUUAAAAAGUUAAGCAAGUUAUUUUGGAUAUUUAUGAUAGCAAACAUAAUAUCCUACAUGACAUUGUUGCCAUUUCAUGCAAAUAUUAGCUAGCUUUUAAGAGUAAAAUAUGGCUUUGAUAUCAUUUAAACUGGAAAUAUCAUGGGCUAUAUUGCAAUUUUCACUACAUUAAUGGGUCCAGUCCUUGGUGCUGUUUCAGAUAAAAUAGACAAAAGGAUGCAAACUUUGAUAUUUGCUAAUAUGACUAUCGCCACUGUUUAGAGCUUUUUUGUUCUAGCUCCAAAUUUUGAUAAAUCAUAUCUAAUUGUAAUACCUAUUACCCUAUUUGAGCUUUCAUUCGGAAUAUUUGUCUCAAACCUCCAAGCUGCAAUGAAGUAAAAAUAUUAGAGUUUUAAUCUUAUUUAGUGA